UCUUGUUGAGUGUUUUGGCAACCAUGUCAUCAGGAACAUGGGAUCUUUGUCUGGUUUUAGGAUCAAGUGUGAAGAGUUUCCAAUCCUGAGGAAGCCAGAAAGAAUGGGUUCUGAGUGGGUUCCAUGGAUGCUGGCUCUGUUAGUGAAUGUAAUUGGAUUGGAUUCUUCCAUGACUCAAGGCAGAGACUCUCCAGAAGAUUUUGUGAUUCAGGCAAAGGCUGACUGUUACUUCAUCAAUGGAACAGAGAAGGUGCAGUUUGUGGUGAGAUUCAUUUUUAACCUGGAGGAGUAUGCACGUUUUGACAGCCACGUGGGAAUGUUUGUGGCAUUGACAGAGCUGGGGAAGCCUGAUGCUGAGCUCUGGAACAGUCAGCCGGGUAUAUUGGAGAGGAGUAGAGCUUCUGUGGAUUUACUCUGCAGGCAUAACUACGAGCUCGGUGCACCCUUCACUGUGGGGAGAAAAGUACAACCAGAGGUGACAGUGUAUCCAGAGAGGACCCCGUCCCUGCAGCACCACAAUCUGCUGCUCUGCUCUGUGACAGGUUUCUAUCCAGGAGACAUCAAGAUCAAGUGGUUCCGGAAUGGGCAGGAGGAGAGAGUUGGGGUCAUGUCCACUGGCCUUAUCAGGAAUGGAGACUGGACCUUUCAGACAAUGGUGAUGCUGGAAAUGACUCCUGAACUUGGAGAUGUCUACACCUGCCUUGUUAAUCAUCCCAGCUUGCUGAGCCCUGUUUCUGUGGAGUGGAGAGCUCAGUCCACAUAUUCUUGGAGAAAGAUGCUCAGUGGAAUUGCAGCCUUCCUGCUUGGGUUGAUCUUCCUUCUGGUGGGGACUGUCAUCUGCCUGAGGGCUCAGAAAGGAUAUGUGGAGACUCAGUUUUCUGGUGAUGAGAUCUCAAGAGCAGUUCCUUCACCAUAGCCAUGCUAGGUUGCCAACCAAAGCUUCCUGCCCCGGAGCCUGAAGUAGUACUGAGAGGCUUGAGCCCUGGACUACAUAAGGGGCACUCAUGAGGUCAAGGUUCUGGAGCAGCUUGCACGAGGCCUUGGAGAGUCCUGACCAGAUUCUGGAGUUCUGUGUUCUGAGAUUAUGCUUCUCUCACUCUUCUGUCCUUCUUCCUCUUACUGUGUCAUUAAUAUCUGUUUCCAAGGACAGCAUGCAGAAAUUCCCCCCAGAGCUGGCUCCUGAGAGCCCCAAACUGCAUAGUUCCUGUGGUCCAGCCCUAACCCUGUGAGUUAUCUUCACGUCUUCCUCUUUCCACUCUCUCCAGAAGACAAAUGCUCAGAGGCACUGUUUCCUAUUGACUGUUUUUUUUUAAAUGACUUUUUUUUUAUUGUUAAUAAAACCGAAAUGAAGAUAAACACACAAAAUGUAGAAUUUAAUGAAUUAUUGAAGGGAAAAACCCUGAAAUCACCACUCAGAUCAAGAAAUAGAACUUACCAGCCCUGCAAGAGUCUGCAUGUGCCUCAGACCCAUCAAACCCCUCUCCCUCCUCUCAAAAGCAAUCCUAUUCUGACUGUCAGACUAACCACUUAUAUUUUUUUAUUCCCUAUUCACUCAGGUAUGAAUUCAUGAUAGCAUAGCUUAGUUGUCUUUUAUGUUUCAUACUUUACAGGUUUCUCCUGCAUCCCUUUCCGCCCGGGAUGAUUAAUAUUUUGAAAAGCCUGGAGCAUUUGACCUGCAGAGUUUCCCACAGUCUGGAUUUUACCAAUUGCAUGUACCUGGUGCAGUUUAGCAUGUCCUUCCAUUCUCUGCAUUUUCUGCAAGUUGGCAACUGGAUGCAGAGGCUGGAUAGAAUUAGAUUUAAUCUCUUUGGCAAGUCUGCAGGUGGCAGUGUGUUUUUUCAUCAUGAGGUGCACACUGUCCAGUUGUGUCUUUUUUUAUGCUACCAUCACUGUUAGUGCUCCUUGCCUAGACGCUUUCCUUCACUGGGGUCUGCAGAAUGAGGAUAUCCUCAUUCUGUCAUUCCUUCUUCAUUUGUAUGCUUUAUUGCUUCUGUAAGGAGACACUUCCCUUCAUUUACUGGUGGGUUGCCCAGUGAUACGGUGGAAAGAAAAGAUCAGUGUUUAACUUUUUCCCUUUAUUCAUUUUCAAGUUAAUGAAUUUGGUUCCUACUGUUAUCCUAAGGCGAGCAGCUAGGUUUUACUUUUUAUUUUUAUUUUUUGUAUCGUUAUAAAUUCAAAGAUUUGAAUGUAUUUGAUGGCUUUUAGCUCAUGGUAGUUUUUAGCAAUGAGUUUAAUAGUAUCAUCUUAGGUGCACGGAAACUUCUUCAAGUGGCUCCCAAGUCCUUUUGACACAAAUCUUUGGUAGUUUCUUUGUUUUCUGUUAUAUGACAAGAUGUUCCAGGUUUAUUCUGUGUGUUUCCUGCCCAGAACUGCAAUCAGCCAUUGUUUUAGAAAGCCCUGGCUUAUUUUAAUAGGAAAUGUCACUAAAACCAUAAAGACAUCACUAUAUCAAGUCUUUCUGGUGGAAAUAUAAAUG
Messenger RNA from Nyctereutes procyonoides (raccoon dog), 2476 nucleotides. Its product is annotated as HLA class II histocompatibility antigen, DO beta chain. Bases 38 to 916 code for a protein of 292 amino acids. Gene Ontology annotation, molecular function: MHC class II protein complex binding. Gene Ontology annotation, cellular component: MHC class II protein complex; membrane. Gene Ontology annotation, biological process: immune response; positive regulation of T cell activation; antigen processing and presentation of exogenous peptide antigen via MHC class II. The transcript is spliced from 8 exons. The record is from RefSeq and is a predicted model, not a curated record. NCBI's taxonomy places the organism in Eukaryota, Metazoa, Chordata, Mammalia, Carnivora, Canidae.